AUAUUAAAAGUCAAAAGUUGUCUAAAUCAGCUGAUCAUGUUAACAUGUUUCUUUAUUUUCUCUUUAAAAAAGUGAAUAUAUUCAUACCCCGACCAGAGUAACAUAUUAAAUCAAUGAUCCCGACACGAUAACAGUGAUUACCUAACUUGGUUCCAAAGAAUACACCUAAUAUCAUAAAUUUUUUUGGGGGGUAUUGGAUACAUUACUCUUUUAUUAAGUUAUUCAAAUUACAAUAGUUUAUUACAAGAUGUAUUAGUGCUAAGCUAAAAUCUAAAUGAAGCGUGCAUUUUGCGUAUUAGUUACGCUACUUCACGAAAAUAAGUUAACCGUAUCGAACAUGGCAAAGCUAACAGAUUUCAAGCAAUGGAAGUUCCGUUCGCCGCCGAACUACGCAGAACUGCCUAUUGAUGAAAACCCAAACUAUAAUGAACCGGUUGCUGUCAAAAAUGCUGUUUUUUCGAAGGUGCCAACAGAACCCCUUACGGGUAAGCUGCAUCUAGUCUGUGUGUCGGACGAGGUAUUACUUGAUAUCCUGGACUUGGAUCCUAAGGUGGCGGAGACUGAGCAGUUUGUUGACUUUUUAGCGGGGAAAUACUCACCUGAAGGUUGUUUGAGUGUUUCACAUAGAUAUGGUGGCUAUCAAUUUGGUUUCUGGGCUGACCAGUUGGGCGAUGGAAGAGCCCACAUCCUCGGCGAAUAUGUUAACAGUAAAGGGGAAUCCUGGCAGCCGCAGCUGAAAGGUUCCGGCGAGACUCCGUAUUCGAGAUUCGGAGACGGCCGAGCGGUGCUUCGCUCCUCAAUUAGGGAGAUGGUCGCCAGCGAGGCGUGUCACCACCUGGGCAUACCGACUACGAGGGCGGCUGGUUUGGUGGUGAGCGACGAGCACAAAGUGUGGCGUGACAAGACCUACAGCGGUAUGGCGCGGCAAGAACGCGCCGCCGUCGUGUUGAGAGUUGCUCGCGCCUGGUACAGGCUCGGCUCCUUCGAGAUACUCCUCAAGCGGAAGGAGCCCCGCCUCGCUGCCGCACUGGCUGAUUUCGUCAUUAAGCACCAUUUUCCCCACAUUGAUGCCAACGACGACGACAAAUACGUGAAAUGGUAUUCAGAGGUGGCGCACAAGAAUCUGGACAUGGUUGCUGCCUGGCAAGGUCUAGGCUUCACACACGGCGUCCUGAACACAGACAACAUCAGCAUCCUCGGCGUGACCAUAGACUACGGGCCUUAUGGCUUCUUAGAGCACUAUUACGAGCACUACGUUCCCAAUUCCUCUGACGACAUGGGAAGAUACGCCUUCAAUAAACAGCCAGAGAUAUUAUUAUGGAACCUGGCGAAAUUCGCGGAAGCCAUAGACCCGAUAUUAUCAGAAAAGGAUAAAGGAAAAAUAAAAGAAAUUCUUGCAACGCUCGAGGGAUACGUGCGUAAUAAAGUUUUAAAGACAUACAUUACCAAACUUGGCCUUGAAGAAAUCCAAGAUGGCGACGACGCGCUCGUAAAGGACCUUCUGGAAAUGAUGCAGAUUACUACAUCCGACUUCACUUGCACAUUCCGACAGCUGUCAGAGGUGGAUAUAGCACAAUUGCAAGAUCCUGAGAAAAUGGAGCUGAAGUGGUCGCUGGCAAAAGUGGGCAAGGCGAAGGAUUGGCUCAAAUGGGUUCACAAGUACACCGAUAGGCUGCAGAAGGAAAAUGUGAAAGAAGACACUCGCCGUCAGCGCAUGUUGAGAGUGAACCCCCUGUACGUGCCCAGAAACUGGAUCCUACAAGAAGCCAUCGCCGACGCAGAAAAAAACGACUUCCAUAAGGUUAGACUGCUGCUAGACAUCUUCAAGGAUCCCUACACAAUGCAUGAAGAGGCAGAGAAACUUGGCUACUCGUCACAACCACCGACAUGGGCGUAUGGGCUUAAACUGAGUUGUUCCAGUUAAAAGCAACUGCAUCCGUAUAAAAUUAUUGUGAGAUUAAAAUCUCACAAUAAUUACUUAGGCACAGUCAAGUACCAUUGAAAAAAAACUUGAAGAUCAUUUUUUGUCUGAAUCUUCGGAACCUUAGUCUCAUGUCUAAUCCCUUCUGUUUCGUUUGGGGAUUGACAAUGUUGUAUAUAUAUAUAUAUAUGAUACUGAUAUUCAUUGUAUAGGUAUAUAUUAAUUAUUAGUAUCUAUUUUUAAUAUGGCAAGUUUAUUAUAUAUAUGUAAAUAUAUACACAAAUACUAUAAAUUGUUAAAUCAUAGGUUAGGUAACAUCAUAUAUAAAUUAAAUACUGUCUGAAACCAAUUAUAAUUUAAUUUCUCUCAACAAUUUAAAAUGUGAUAUAUCCGAUUACCAUCACUAUUUAUUCCCACGGAAAGGUAACCGUCCUCCGGUUUCUACAUUUUUUCCACAGCCAUCUGCUCACAUCCCCUCAUAGACUCCCGAAUUCUUGUAAAUCACCCUCAUCCUUACAAAGUUAUUUAAAUACUUCUCUUACUCUCAAUACUCCCUAUGGUCCGUGUUCUCGUCCCCUUUUUUUCUUGAUUCCCCAAUAGUUGUCUUAGCUUUUUCCCUUUUUUCUGUUUUCCCGUUCCGGCUUAUUAACUCUCCCAAGAUGUCCCCUUUUUAGCUUUUUUUUCAAAAUCAAUGUCUAUUACCAACUUCCUGUCACCUUUCUUGGUGUUGCCAAUAAUAUAUAGGUAUAUAUAUGGACGGCCCUUUGCAGCGGCCCUGCUUUCUGAGUCAAAGGCCGUGGGUUCGAUUCCCACAACUGGAAAACGUUUGU
Molecule: messenger RNA, 2751 nt
Organism: Pararge aegeria (speckled wood butterfly)
Lineage: Eukaryota; Metazoa; Arthropoda; Insecta; Lepidoptera; Nymphalidae
Product: protein adenylyltransferase SelO-like
Exons: 12
Coding region: 275-1924 (549 amino acids)
Source: RefSeq, a predicted model, not a curated record